CUCCGAUUUCUCUCCAUCUUCCCAAUUUUCAGAGUCCAGGAGAUACUGCAAGCUGAUCGACGAUGACGGAAUUCCAACAACAAGAUGGGAUUUCAUCAUCAUCAUCAAAGAAUGUUAUUAUAAUGGAGGAAUGGAAUGGAUCAUCUUCCACUAAGCUCUCAAGAACCGCUGUUUUAACUCUCACUCCUUCUUCUUUCUCCCUUCAAAGAUCUGGGAAUCGAUUCAGUGAAGUAUCUACACGGAUUAUUGGAGCAUUUGUACCGGAGGGUUUUCCAACUAGUGUAACUCCAGAUUAUGUCCCCUUUCAAAUCUGGGAUUCGUUGCAGGGAUUAUCAACUUAUAUACGAAUGAUGCUCUCUACUCAAGCUUUGUUGAGUGCUAUUGGAGUUGGUGAGAAAUCAGCAACCGUCAUUGGUGCCACUUUUCAGUGGUUUUUGAGGGACUUUACUGGGAUGCUUGGUGGUAUCUUAUUCACCUUUUACCAGGGCUCUAAUCUGGACAAUAAUGCUAAAAUGUGGCGUUUAGUUGCAGACCUUAUGAAUGAUCUUGGCAUGCUGACGGAUCUUGUUUCUCCUCUCUUCCCUUCUGCAUUUGUUGUGAUAGUCUGCUUGGGUAGCAUAUCGAGAUCAUUCACUGGAGUUGCAAGUGGAGCAACUAGAGCUGCUUUGACACAACAUUUUUCACUUCAAAACAAUGCAGCUGAUAUAUCUGCCAAGGAAGGGAGUCAAGAGACACUAGCAACGAUGACAGGAAUGAUCUUAGGAAUGCUUCUUGCUCGUGUCACAAUGGGACAUCCUGUAGCUAUCUGGUUCUCUUUCUUGUCUCUCACCCUGUUUCAUAUGUAUGCAAAUUACAGGGCAGUCUGUUGUCUUUCGCUUACAACUUUGAAUUGCCAAAGAAGCUCAAUCCUUUUACAGGGUUUCAUGGAAACUGGAAAAGUUCUCUCCCCAGAGAAGGUCUCAAGUAUGGAGCAUAUAUUGCCCUCUUGGACUAGCUUAUGGCGCUCAAAGACUGAUGAUUUGCUUCACAAGAGGAUACACUUAGGUGUCAGAGUUUCUUCACUUAGCCACAAGGAUAUGAUUGACCUCUCAGGUUCAACAGGUUCUUACUAUAAGAAAGAGAAGUACUUGCUGAUGCCAAAGAGUGGAGUUGUCAAUGUGUAUGUGCACAAGCAGUCAACAGCUGCUGAUGUGUUGCAGUCAUUUAUCCAUGCACUUGUGCUGGGAAAUCAUGUCAAUAAAACCAAAUUCGUUCACGAAGAAAGUAGGUCAUGGAUGGAUAAACAUUAUGAAGGUUACAUUGCUAAGCUGAAGUUGACAGGAUGGAAAACAGAGCGGCUCUUGGCUCCUCCCGUUGUUUGGAGAGCAGAUUGGCUUUCAAAUGAGAAGAUUGAAUAGUAUAUUUUUGGAUGGAAAUGAAUUCAUUGCCAUCUCUAGUUGGUACUUUUUGCUUUUCUUGGAAAUAUUUAUUCAGGGGAGACUGUUGACAAAAGAAAUUAGUUUGUAUAUUUACAGCUUUUUAUGGUUUUGAAAUGAGUCCAAGUAGUGUGAUUUGAGGUUUCAAUCUAUGCAUUAAACUUGGAAUAGGUCGAGAAGUUCUCUUUUCCAAGAAGAGAAAACCCUUUCAAAAUGGUUGGAUUAUAAUCCCAAAACCAUUCUCCCAA
Molecule: messenger RNA, 1663 nt
Organism: Papaver somniferum (opium poppy)
Lineage: Eukaryota; Viridiplantae; Streptophyta; Magnoliopsida; Ranunculales; Papaveraceae
Product: protein root UVB sensitive 3-like
Exons: 15
Coding region: 63-1397 (444 amino acids)
Source: RefSeq, a predicted model, not a curated record